CCUUGUGACUCAAUCGACCGGGUCAAGCGCUCGUGCCAGGGCAUCCUUGACCUGACGAGAUGCUGCGUGCACGCAGGCGAGAGCUAUGGCUCGUCUGCCUGCUUCUGCUCACCUGCGUCAUGGCCGUCAAGCGAGGCGACUUCAAGACUUGCGCUCAGUCCGGCUUCUGCUCGCGACUGAGAGCACUAGCCGACCGUUCUGACGAACACAGUGGCACUUGGCGCUCGCCCUAUGGCAUCUCUGAGCCCCAUUUCAGCGACGGUGUCUUUCGCGCCAACGUCGCCAAUGCGCUGCACAAGGACAUUCGCUUUGCUCUUGAGAUCAGGUUCCACGAAGACGGGAAUGUGAGGAUCCUUAUGGACCAGGUCGAUGGUCUGCGACAGCGCUAUAACGAAGCUGCGCGUUGGGCACUCGAGCAUGAACCUGUCGUCGAACAGGACAGCGCAAAGACGACAGUGAGAAUCUUGCAAGGCUCCACAGAGAUCCUCUAUGGUCCCAAGAAGCACAGUCAAGUCGUCAUUCAACACGAGCCCGUUCUCAUUACGUUCUAUCGCGAUGGCCAGCCUCAUGUCGUCUUGAACGAACGCGGUCUGCUCCAGAUGGAGCACUUCAGACUCAAGUCCAUCAAACAAGAAGGACAAGAAGAUGUCAAGGCGACAUUUGACGAGGCCAGAGAGAGUGAUUCGCUCAAGGUCCAACCUGCAGAUUCGUCGGUCGUUCAAAGUAGUGACGCGCCUUUUGACCAUUUUCUGCCACCCAACGAAGACGGUAUGUGGGAGGAGACAUUCGGCGGACGCCAGGACACCAAACCCAAGGGACCGGAAGCUCUCUCGCUCGACAUCACCUUUCCGGGCUACGAGCACGUGUUUGGCAUACCAGAGCAUGCAGGCCCUCUCUCGCUCAAGACGACAAGGGGCGGCAAGGAUGCCUACACGGAUCCGUAUCGUCACUACAACCUGGACGUCUUCGAAUACGAGUAUGAUUCCGAAAUGGCUCUCUACGGUGCAAUCCCUUUCAUGAAGGCCCACCGCGCCGGCUCGACCGUCGCCGUGUUCUGGCUCAAUGCUGCAGAGACCUGGAUCGAUAUCACCAAGCAGUCAACCCUCAAGACUGUUUCUGGUCUGUGGAAGAAGGCCACAUCGUCCAGCAAAGACGGCGGCCCGACUUCUACCACCACCAGCACGCACUGGAUGUCCGAGUCUGGCAUCCUCGAUCUCUUCGUCUUUCUCGGUCCGACGAGCGAUGAUGUCUUCUCACAGUACUCUGCUUUGACAGGCACAACGGCUCUACCGCAGCUGUUUGCAAUUGCUUAUCACCAAUGCCGCUGGAACUAUCAAACGCAGGAAGAUGUCUUAGAAGUAUCUGCCAAAUUUGACGAACAUGACAUCCCCAUGGAUGUCAUCUGGCUAGAUAUCGAAUACGCAGAGGAUCACAAAUACUUUAUCUGGGACAAACGCUACUUUUCCGAGCCAGAGAAGAUGCAGGAUGAGCUAGCUGCCAGAGGUCGGCAGCUCGUGGCGAUCGUCGAUCCUCACAUCAAGCGUGUAGACUCUUUGCAUGUCUACAAGGAAGCGAAACAGCUCGACAUUCUCUACAAGACUGCUGAUAACCGCGAAUACGAGGGAUGGUGCUGGACUGGCUCGAGCUCAUGGGUCGACUUUUUCAAUCCCAAGUCGUGGGACUGGUGGCACGGCCUCUUCAAGUUCGACGUCUUCGUGGGCUCAAGGAAGAAUCUCUUCGUCUGGAACGAUAUGAAUGAGCCAUCGGUCUUCAACGGGCCAGAGAUUACCGCGCCAAAGGAUAACAUCCACUUUGGCGGCUGGGAACAUCGGGACGUGCAUAACAUCAAUGGCAUGAUUUUUCAGAACGUUACUGCCGGUGCAUUGACAAGACGAGAGAGUCCUGCUCGUCGGCCCUUCGUUCUUUCGCGAUCGUUCUACGCGGGCUCUCAGAGAUAUGGCGCCAUCUGGACAGGGGAUAAUCUCGGCACCUGGGAGCACCUUGCCAGCGCGAUACCUAUGAUUCUCAGUAACAGUAUCGCCGGCAUGGCCUGGAGCGGCGCUGACGUCGGCGGCUUCUUCGGCAAUCCCUCCCAUGAGCUGCUAGUACGCUGGUAUCAGUCCGGCGCAUGGCACCCCUUCUUCCGUGCACAUGCUCACAUCGACACGAAGCGCCGAGAGCCGUAUCUAUUCGAUGAGCCUAUCAGAGGCUAUAUCAGGGACAUGAUCAGGUUACGUUAUACCCUUUUGCCCGCGUACUACACCGCUUUCUUCGAAGCAAGUCAGACCGGCAAGCCAAUCAUGCGUCCGCAAUACGUCGUCUUCCCAGAUGACACUGCAGGCUUCGCCGUUGAUGAUCAAUUCUACGUCGGCGAUACAGGCUUACUCGUCAAGCCUGUCGGUCAGGAAGGCGUCACAGAGGUCGAAGUCUAUAUCGCCGACGAGCAGCCCUACUACAAUUACUUCACACACGAUCUCUACUUCGGCAGUGCUUCGGGUAGCGCCAAGAUAAAGGUACCAGCGCCGCUCAGUACUGUGCCAGCUUUCCUUCGCGGUGGCUCGAUUCUUCCUAGGCGUGACAUUGUGCGACGUUCUGCUCCUUUGAUGUGGAAAGAUCCAGUCACGCUCGUCGUCGCAGCAGAUAUUGCUGCCACAUCAGCAUCAGGUCAGCUCUAUCUGGACGAUGGCGAUACAUUUGCCUAUCAGCGGGGUGAAUUCAUUUGGCGGCAUUUCGAGCUAGCUCCGAGCAAACCGGGCAGUUCAAAUCUACGUCUUUCGUCUGGCAACGCAGCCACAGAGCGAGGACUAGCAAAGGAUCUGCAAGAGACGAUCGGCCAAUAUGACCCUAGCGGCAACCGCUGGGCGAAGAACAUUUCGGAUGUGCCUAUCGAGCAAAUCAUCGUGCUUGGCAUGGCGAGCAAGCCCAGCUGCGUGCGUGUCGCGGGACAAUCGAAUGGACUUGCAUUCGAUUGGGCCGACGGCGUUGCAGCUACAGCGGGCAGACGAAGAGGCGGCUUAGGGAAGACGGCCACCAAGCUCAUCAUACACAACGCUGCUGUCCCCGUCACUUCAGACUGGUCAAUUGACAUCGAAGUCGGCAGCAAAGAGUGUGCAAGCGGAGAUACUAAACCGAGCCGAGGCAGUACAUCUGCUUCGCCAAACUGUCCGACAGGUCAGUUUCAGUGCCGCAAUGAAGGACAUGUGCCUUCAUGCUUAUUGCUAUCGCGUUUCAACGAUGGAAUCUGCGAUCCGGAGUGCUGUGAUGGAUCAGACGAGACUGACGGCAAGGUCAACUGUCCCAACGUCUGCAAGCAAGCAGGCGCCGAGUAUCGCAAGAAGUUGGACGAAGCGUCGCGCAAGUUCAGAGUCGGUGCAAAGGUCCGAUCGGACUGGAUCAGUGCAGGCGACAAAGAGCGGCAGCGGCUGAACAGAGAGCUAGCGAAGCUACAGGGCGACGUAGCUGAUCUGACGGUUCGCGAGAAUCAGGCCAAGGCUGCCCUCGAGCGGGCCGAAUCGACUGAUAAGGUCGAGAUCGAGCGCAAAAAGGGCAGCGAGCUCUACAAAAAGCUUGAAAGCUACAAGGAUACCUUGGCUGCGCUGAAAGCAGAGCGCGCGCAGCUCUCUGAGAAGCUGAAGGAGCUCGGAGAUUUAAUGGCGACGCUCAAAGUUGGCUUCAACCCGAACUAUCAGGACAUGGCCGUGCUUGCCGCUGUACGCGGCUACAAGACCUACCUGCAAAGAUAUGGCUUCCCAGACGACGGGGACGAGGCGCAGGCCCUUCAGGCUGCAGAAGAUGCCGACCCGGUGGAUAUCAUUGAAGCCGCGCGGCAAGUCUCCGACGAUGAGAUUGCCGAGCUCGAGGAUCUCGACAGCCUGACACUCAUGGAAACGGCAAGCGAUGAUACGCUCUCGCGAGCUGCCACACCCGAUCCUCUUGGUUUGUUAUUCCAGAUCGAAGCCUACCUACCAGAGACAUUCAAGGAGAGCUACCACAGCUUCCGCGAAUCGUUCGUCAGCGCACUCAAGAUUCUCGGCGUUAUCUCUGAUCGGGUGGCGACUACACCUGCCGAUGGGCUACAUGUGACGAAAGCCAGAGCCGCCUUUAGCGACGCGCAAAGCGCAUUGUCGGACUCGCAACGCAAAUUAGACAGCAUCAAAGAUACGCUCGCAACUGAUUAUGGGCGCGAGUGGGAGUUCAAAAAGCUCGACAAGGAGUGCAUCUCCAAGGAGUUCGGCGAAUAUACAUACGAGCUCUGCUUCUUUGGCGAGACGAAGCAAAAGGGUAGCUCGGGUUCUGUCAGCUUAGGGAAAUUUGCAUCUUGGAACACAACUGCCGAGGCCGACAGCGACCUGUUCUACUCACGACAGAUUUACGACGCCGGUACGGUCUGCUGGAACGGCCCGGCUCGCUCGACCAGGGUGGAUCUGAGUUGCGGUACCGCGAACGCACUCACUUCUGUCGCCGAACUCGAAAAAUGCGUGUACUCCUUCAAAGUGACUACACCAGCGGCAUGCUACCCGGGUCUAGCACCACGCUCGCUUCGCGGUUGUCAACAGCUGAGCCCACCUUGCAGCAAUUAUACGCAAGGCCCCUCCGAAACUGCUUCAAUGGAUAGCAUGAGCAGCACGAGCACGAGCACCCCGCAGCAGCAGCAGCAGCAGCAGCAGCACGGCUUGCAACAAAGCACAAUCAAUAAGCGCAUUGGCGGAAGCGAUCAGGCUCUGAGAGCUGCAGAACCAGCGUAUUCGCAAAAUAACCCAGACGGCGAUGGCCGCCGGUCUUCAGUGUCCGAAGCCGUGCCAGCUGAAUCGCCAGGGCGCACCUCGCCAGAAGUUUUACGAGGGGGCGGAGACGAGCAUUCGCAGCAUCAGAAUUCACUUCCACCAUUGAGGCCGUAUGAUCCGCGUUCUCAGCUAGCCUCGCCUGCUGCAAACGGCUACCCUGUCCUGAGCGACCAGCAUUCGGACUUUCGUCGCUUCGGCCCAGCCGCAAGCUCGUUUGAUCUCUCACAGCAUAGCCAAGCGUUUGGUCACCAGCCGUUAGCGUCUGUACGCGCACAGCAGGUAGCCCAAUUGCAGGGCAUGAAGCGCAAGACAGACCAGGAAGGCGAGAUGGACGUUGAGCAGGCUCUCGGCAAACGAAGAUCGUCUGCUUUUCUAGGCGAGAAUGGCAGGCUGUCCGGUCUGUCGCUUGAUUCGCGAAGAGGCUCUGCCGCAUCUCUGUACAAUGUCACAGACGACAUGAACUCGUCAAACGCGCGGCGGCAAAGCUCCGUAUCGUCUGGCGAGCUCUCCGUCAGUGGGGGCCCUUUCUCUGCCAAUUCUGCCACGAGUAAUUUUGCGUUUCCCACACGACCGUCACAGCCGGCUUCGAUGCCGCCUCUGAACGAGCAUCUCGCAACUUAUGGCUUCUCGCCCCGCUCGUCUGCAUCCGGACUUACCGCCGGUCAGCCGAGUCCUCAGCAGCAGCCCCAGAGGCGGGGCGACUUUGACCUGCCCUCAGAGAUCUACUCUGGCCAGCGCAGGGAUAGCGCAUCGAGUCUGUCGCGCAGUGUACCGCUCGGAAGCUCGACCGCUCCUCCUGUUCGCUUCGAUCCACAGAGCGGGCAGUCGUACGGUCUGGCAAGCAGUCAGCCACCAUACGAUGGGGCCUUCACCGCAACCGCGUCGACAACACCUCAACAGAGGGCAUUUGGCUCGACGGACUCACACCGAUCGUCCCUCGGGUCCACUGAGCCGUCCUCUCGACGGGGUUCAACGACAGAAGGCGGCAAUUACGUGAAAGAGACGCCUUACUCGCGAUCGCCAGAGCUCAGGGUGUCGCACAAGAUUGCGGAGCGCAAACGUCGUAAGGAGAUGAAGGACCUCUUUGAAGAGCUCAAGGACUCACUGCCCGGCGAGAAGAAGUCCAAGUCUUCUAAAUGGGAGUCUCUGACGGCAGCCAUCGACUAUAUCGGCUACCUCAAAGAAGAGAACGAUCGGCUGCAGCAACAUAACGAUCAACUCGUCUGGCAGCUAGGCGGUAGCAGCGGUAUCGCUCCCUACGAUGCCCGACACUCUAUUUCAAAUCAGGCGCAAACGGUUUCUGCGCCCACUACGUCUGCUACUGCACCUCGUGGAUUCAUCCCGCCACCAAUGAAUGGUGCGCGAUAUCCUGCAGUGGGGGCAUCAGCGCAAGCAGCACCGGCUCCGGCACCGCAAGCCUCCCCUGUGAGCUAUCUCAGCGGGGCACCGCCUACAGACCCGACGAUGCGUGCAGCCGGUCAGUACAUGUCUUCACCGUGGAACCCAUACGGCUCGCAACCACCCACAGACGCCCAGACACAUUCCAUGUAUCCACAGAUGCCUCGCGGCAGACCUGGCGAUUUUCACAGCCCGCAUACUGCGCCUGUAUUGCCAAUGGCAGCCAAGGCAGAGGCGAGAGAUUAGGUCCACGCGUUUGGCAGUACACUGCUUGCUGGCGUGUGAUGUGCGAACUGGCUGUCUGUGCAAUCUGUGCACUGUCUUGUAACCCACAUCCACUUGCAUACUAGCCUAUUCCUGCCCUCCGUCUCCG
Messenger RNA from Mixia osmundae IAM 14324, 6555 nucleotides. Its product is annotated as glycoside hydrolase family 31 protein. NCBI's taxonomy places the organism in Eukaryota, Fungi, Basidiomycota, Mixiomycetes, Mixiales, Mixiaceae. The transcript has 10 exons. Gene Ontology annotation, molecular function: protein dimerization activity; alpha-glucosidase activity; carbohydrate binding. Gene Ontology annotation, biological process: N-glycan processing; carbohydrate metabolic process. Bases 60 to 6428 code for a protein of 2122 amino acids. Gene Ontology annotation, cellular component: glucosidase II complex. The record is from RefSeq and is a predicted model, not a curated record.